AGCAUCUCCAUGUCACCCAACUACCCUAAAUGGCUGAUGACCAAUUCUGUAACGGAGGGAGAGCCUAGAGUGGAAGAGUGUGUUGUAGCUAGUAUCCUGAGAGCUGUCUAUUUUUAACAUAAGCCCCUCACAAACAUCCCGUCGGCGUUUUUGCACAAUGUCCAUGCUAACAAUGACCAGAGGCAGCCCCGAUCAUAAAUAGAGAAUUCUGCCCCUUCCAUACCAUGAUAUUCACAAUCAGGCAGCAUUCACAAAUAGCAAAGUUAUUCAUCUCAUUCAGCAUGAAGUGUCUCCUCGCAAUCACUGGCUUUGCAGCCCUCGCGAUAGCAACACCAACUCUGCCACGGGCACCAACGCCAACAGGUCAAGUCCCCUCUCCACCAACAGUGGCCCAGCUUGGCUUCUACCAGAACCCAUCGUGCAGCCAUACAGGCACAUACUACUACUUUACCUACUGGCGCUCACAGUACGAGGCUCUGCUGGAGCAAACUGGCGGCUGCCAGAAUGUAUCUGAGCCAAUGGGGGGCUACGCGACGGCCAUUCAAGUGGAGCGUCAGGUUGUGGAGAACUGCAAAGUAACACUGUAUUCCAGCAAGGACUGCGAUCUUGCCAGUGAAGCCGUCGUUGCGAUUCCCGGGCCGAUGGUGUGCGUUCCUGCUGAACAGGGCAGAUCUUGGAAGAGUUAUUCAAUCAGAGAAUGCUCGGAUUGA
Podospora pseudopauciseta is the source of this 710-nucleotide messenger RNA. RefSeq lists its product as uncharacterized. NCBI's taxonomy places the organism in Eukaryota, Fungi, Ascomycota, Sordariomycetes, Sordariales, Podosporaceae. The transcript has 2 exons. The coding region runs from base 225 to 710 and encodes 161 amino acids. The record is from RefSeq and is a predicted model, not a curated record.